This is a messenger RNA of Rhineura floridana, 7977 nucleotides long. It is a transcript of the gene TECPR1, whose product is annotated as tectonin beta-propeller repeat containing 1. The record is from RefSeq and is a predicted model, not a curated record. Bases 273 to 3899 code for a protein of 1208 amino acids. Lineage: Eukaryota; Metazoa; Chordata; Lepidosauria; Squamata; Rhineuridae. Gene Ontology annotation, cellular component: membrane. The transcript is spliced from 25 exons.
AGAGUGUCCGUUAGCUCGGACAGAUAGGCGACUAACAAAUAAAAUUUUAUUAUUAUUAUUAUUAUUAUUAUUAUCCAGUCCAGCAUCCUAUUCUCACAGUGACCAACCAGAUGCCUCUAGGAAGCCCACAAAAAGGACCUGAUUGCUAUAGUAUUCUCCCUACUUGUGAUUCUUAUUCCUAGUAACUAGUUUUCAGAGGAAUACUGCUUCCAACAGUGAAGUCAUCAUGGCUAGUAGCCACUGAUAGCCCAAUCCUCCAUGAAUUUGUCGUCAUGAAUCAUCUUUUAAAGCUAGAGGACCCCCAAGCCAUGACCACGUCCAGUUCUGUCCUGUGGGCAGUCGAUAUCUUUGGCAGAGUCUACACGCUUUCCACCACUGGCCAGUACUGGGAACUCUGUAGAGAUGGGGAGCUGGAGUUUAAGCGGGUUUCUGCUAUCAAGCAGUGCUGCUGGGGAAUUGCGUGCGAUCAUCAUGUUUAUGUCUACAUCCACUUCAGUGAUGUCCCUAUCCGAUACCAGGAGGAAACCUAUGAGAAUCAGCGCUGGAAUCCAGUGAUCGGCUUCUGUGAAAAAUUAUUACCCAGUGAUCGCUGGCAGUGGAGCAAUGUGAGUGGGCUGAAGCAUCAGAAGCUCGAAAGCUUUGAGUUGCCGUCGCCUCACUGGGAAUGGGAAUCUGAUUGGUAUGUGGAUGAGAAUUUUGGAGGGGACCCCACAGAGAAAGGGGGCUGGACAUAUGCUAUAGAUUUCCCAGCCACCUACACCAAAGACAAGAGGUGGAAUUCCUGUGUGCGACGUAGACGGUGGAUUCGGUACAGGAGAUACAAGUCACGAGAUACAUGGGCAAAGAUUCCAUCCCAUGAGGACCCCAAGCAAUUGCCCGAUCCUUUCAAUGAUCUCUCAGUUGGAGGAUGGGAGAUUACUGAUGAGCCUGUGGGGCGGUUAUCGGUCUGGGCUGUCUCUUUGCAAGGGAAGGUCUGGUACAGGAAUGAUGUCUGUCAUCACAAUCCAGAAGGUUCUUCAUGGUCCUUUAUUGCCACCCCUGGCGAAGCUGUGCAGAUCAGCUGUGGACCGUACGAUCUCCUCUGGGCAACCCUUUGGGAAGGACAGGCAAUCGUGAGGGAAGGGAUCGACAGGAACAGCCCUCAAGGAAUUUCUUGGACAAUUGUGGAACCUCCAGUCCCAGAUAACGGAAUCUUACAUGUGUCUGUGGGUGUGAAUGUGGUCUGGGCAGUUACCAAAGACAGAAAAGUCUGGUUCAGAAGAGGUGUGAAUUCACACAAUCCAUGUGGCACCGGUUGGAUUGAGAUGGUCGGUGAGAUGAUGAUGGUGAAUGUGGGCUUAAAUGACCAGGUCUGGGGGAUCAGCAGUGAGGACAGAGCCGUUUAUUUCCGUCAAGGUGUCACACCAAGCGAGCUGAGUGGAAAAACAUGGAAGGCAAUUGUUUGCAGCCGAGACAGUGACCGAUCACAGACUGGCAGCUCAACAAGUCUCCUCAGUGCUGGCUGUUUCUUUACGGAUGACAUCAAGGAACAAAACAGUUCCAUAUUCCGAAGUGAUGGAGACCUUCCAUCUGAUACCGAGGUACCUCUGGUUCUAGACAAUGUUUUCCUUCCCGGAUCUGCGGCUGGUGACAACAGGUCCCACCAGGUAGCAGAAUUGGAUGCAGACCCAGUUGUGACUCUUGUACCCUCCCCUCUUGAAGAAGCCACCCCUUCUACAGAUAAAGGGCUUAAUGACGUCCCAGAAACACAAAUCUCGGAUCCAGAUUCUCAACCAGCUGAAUUGCAAUGGACUAAUAUUGACUUGAAGGGGGCAAAGAAGCCAGCUGCGACGUCUGCCAGUGCUUUAGCUGAGGCAUCCAGCCUGUCCUCUUUUAGCACAUUAUCGAUUGGCAUAGAGGAUCAUUUUGUAGCUGAUGAGCAUCCAUUGUGGGCCUGGGUCUGUGGCGGAGGCUGCUUUGUGGAUUCACACAGCUCUCUUAAGUGGUUCACAGUACAGUCAGCUUUAUCAUCUUCUGGGCCGUCUCUCUCUCUGUCCAUCACCCCAGCACAGAACGCCAUGUGGCGGAAACAGAUCUUCCAGCAACUCACGGAAAGGACUCGUCGGGAAUUGGAGAACUUCCGACACUAUGAACAGGCUGUCGAGCAGUCUGUCUGGGUCAAAACUGGAACCUUGCAAUGGUGGAGAAGCUGGAAGCCUUACCGAUGGAUCGAUGUGCGGGUGGCCCUCGAGCAAUUCACUGGGAAUGAUGGCACACGGGACAGUAUCCUCUUCGUUUAUUACCUGCACUAUGAGGAGAAGAAGUACAUCCAUGUGUUCCUCAACGAAGUCACCAUCCUGGUUGAGAUCCUCAAUGAGGCCAAGCAUUCCUUUGCUCUGUAUACACCAGAAAAAACCAAGCAACGCUGGCCCAUCCGUCUAGCAGCUGCCACCGAGCAAGAAAUGCAUGACUGGCUGGCUCUACUGAGCAUGUCCUGCUGUGAGAGCCGGCAAAUCCAGGCCCCCCCCUCCCAGCGGGCCAUCUGGUCAGUGACCUGCAAAGGGGAUAUCUUCGUGAGUGAGCCAAGUCCCGACAUGGAGGCAGCAACAAGCCCAAUGUCAUGUGACCAAAUGUUCUGGCGCCAGAUAGGUGGGCAUCUCCGAUUGAUUGAAUGCAACGGCCGUGGCAUAGUAUGGGGCGUGGGGUACGAUCAUACUGCCUGGGUUUAUACUGGCGGAUACGGAGGAAGCUUCUUCUCAGUAAGCAGCACAGACAACAUUUAUGCACAGUCGGAUGUGAAGUGUGUCUAUAUUUACGAGAAUCAGCGGUGGAAUCCUGUUACUGGAUACAGCAGCAGGGGCCUCCCCACAGAUCGGUAUAUGUGGAGUGAUGCAUCUGGCUUGCAGGAGUGUACAAAAACCAACACAAAGCCUCUGUCGCCACAGUGGUCUUGGGUGUCUGAUUGGUACAUCGAUUUUAGCGUUUGUGGUGGCACUGAUCGAGAAGGCUGGCAGUACGCAGCUGACUUUCCAGCGUCUUAUCAUGACCACAAGACAAUGAAGGACUUUGUGCGACGGAGGCGCUGGGCCAGGAAAUGCAGAUUCGUCACUAGUGGUCCAUGGCUAGAAGUCCCUCCAAUAGCCUUGUGGGAUAUUUCCAUAAUUCCUCAGUCACCGGCUGCCGAGGACAAGUUUGUGGCUCUCUGGGCCAUCAGCGACAAGGGAGAUGUGCUCUGCCGAUUAUACAUCACACCCCAAAACCCAGCUGGAACAUCCUGGCUGCACGUGGGGACAGACCAGCCCUUUGUUUCAGUCUCCAUUGGAGCAUUUCACCAGGUCUGGGCUGUUGCUCGAGAUGGCUCCGUCUUCUAUCGUGGCUCAGUAUCACCAAAGAAACCUGAAGGUGAUUGCUGGUACCACAUUCCUUCUCCUCUGAAGCAGAAGAUAAAACAAGUCUCUGUAGGGCGAACGUCUGUGUUUGCAGUGGAUAAAAAUGGCAAUCUGUGGUAUCGUCAGGGAAUCACGCCAAGCUACCCUCAAGGAUCCAGCUGGGACCACAUUUCAAACAACAUCCGCAAAGUGUCCGUCGGGCCUUUGGACCAGGUCUGGGUGAUAGCUGACAAAGUCCAAGGGAGCCACAGCUUGAGUUGCGGAACAGUCUGUCAUCGGACAGGAGUCCAACCGAUGGAACCAAAGGGACUUUCCUGGGACUAUGGCAUUGGGGGAGGAUGGGAGCACAUCACAGUAAGAGCAAACACAAUGGAAGGCGUGAAGAUCAUAUCCCAGGAAACCUCGGCAGAGCAUCCUGCUGAGCCCAACAGAUUCAAAGUUGGAGAGAGCAAAGGACAAGGAGACUCUUCCCAAAACACCAUCUUAGUGGACACGGCUCAGGGCUUGGACCGAAAUGCUGUUCAGUGUUAAUACACUCCAUUCUCUAGAGAUCAGGCAUUGCAUGUGCUCCCUUCCCACUCACUUCACACCCACCUGAUUAAUGUAAAGGUUCAGUGGAACUGUGCCUGUUUCUGAACACUCAUCUUGCCCAGACGGAAGAGGGAGUCUUGUUUGUGAGUGCUUAAAGACUCCAGUCUGCCUAAUGUUGUGGUUGCCUGUAGACCUUUGUUCAUUUCAGAGUGUGUCUUCAGGGGCUGGAGGAGCCUACCCAAGCCUCCUUGAAACUGUCAGAGAUUGCACAGCUCCAGAGCUCUGCAGAUCAAGCCCUAGAUCAGGGGGAGCCCUUGCAGAAGUUGCUGGACUACAACUCCCAUCAGCCCCAGUCAAUGUGGCCAGUGGUCAUGGAUGAUGGGAGUUGUAGCCCAACAACCUCUGGAGCUUGCAUUGUCUACCCCUGCCAUAGAUGCAUUGUUGGUUCGAACUGGAAUUUUCUGUGUGAACAUUUUUGAGGUUUCUCAGGGCUUUUCUUUUAAAAAGCAACAUUUUAAUUUAUUAUCUUAGUAAUAUUUAUUAGGCACAGUGCUGCCAAAUACCCUACAAUAACACUGGAUCUGUCUGCUUAAGCUGAGCCUUUUGUUAGGUAGUUGCUAUGUAAACUGACCUGACUGUGCAUGGAUCUCUGGUGUCUUCAUCUUUUUGCUGUUAAUAUUAUUUUCUGCAAAUCCUCUCAUGGUGUACACUAAAUCAAACCCAUAAAAUGGUGAAUUCCACAGACUGUUGCAUCUGCUGUGUGAGGUCAAGUUCUUGACCACUGGGAGCCCCUAUCCUUUUUAAAGAUGUGAGGGCCUGGGGGAAAAAACAUAUAUUUUUUUCAUUUUUUCUGAUUUUCUUUUUUCAAAAAAUUGGGGAAAAACUGAGGAAAACUUUUUUCCUUUGGCCUUCACAUCUCUUAUCCUUUCAGGGACAAUUUUGCUGAAACUAAAUCACUUAGAACUAACUCUACAUAAAACAACCACUCUCUUCUUCUUUUUUCUUUUGCAGUGCCCUUUCAAUCUGCUCAGAAAGCGUAGCCAAACAAUGAGAGUCAGGACAGUUGUAGCAGAGUGUACAGCACUGGUCAGCAACUGACCAGCCAGUAUCAAUUUCAGCGCAUGAAAUAUCCAGUAUGCUUCUAACAGCUCUGAGUGAGGAGGGUUUUUUUGUGUUUCUUGCCAUCUGGCUGCUGGGGGGGGGGGAGGAACCAAAUAGAAAAACCACCAUGUUCCACCAACCCAUUUUCAUACAGUUCCUCCCUUCCCUGCCUACCCCCAAGUUUGGGUAGUGCAGCAUUUGCCAACCUGGCAGCAGCCCCAGCCUGCAUGCUGGGAGUUGUGGUCCAACAACAGCUGGCGGGGCACCAGGUUGGCAAAAGCUGGGAUAGUGCAACAUGGUGAGUGAUUGAGGCAGAGAAGGGAAGGGGCUUGCUUGACUCCUUACCCCUUUUGCCCUGCCCUACCAGCCAAUCUAGUUGCUGACCACAAUCAUUUUCCUGUGCUUUGCAUCUAGGCAGUCAGGCUGAUCUGAGGCAAAAAAAACGAGAGAAGGGGGUUACCCCCCCUCUCUCUUUAAGUACUUUUCUUCAUGUAUACAAUUUAGUAAAAGAAAAAUGGAGAACAACUGACAAAAUCCUCACGCUCCUUUCAUCGUUCAAAGUAUCUGUCACUUAACACCAAGUGUUACAUUUCAAGAGCUCUUGCUGUGCCCUCCCCACUUCCCUCCACCUCUUUCCAGUGUGCACUUCAGCAUUUGAACCUCCCCCCUUUUUUCCCCUUUUUUUGGAGGAGAAGGAGAGAGAAAAGGAAAAUAUUUUGUUCCUGCUGCAGAUGCAAAUCUGUUCACGGGAGCACUGCAGGCAAGAACCAGUAUACUGUCAAAGCAUUUGUGAUGGAUCAAUCCGUCACAGAGCUAGGAGGUCUCUAUUGCCAAGAUUAAGGGAUUAACCAGUCGUGUAGGCUAUCCUUGCAAGUUUUGAUGAAGAGUCAUCCAUAGCACAUUUAGAGAAAGCUUAAACCCUUUUCUCAAUACCCUUGUUUUCUGUGUCAGUUUUUUUUUUAUAUGGGGGAAUGUUUUGAAACCAGUGUGGGGACAACGUGACUCUCCAGAUGUUGCUGAACUGCAACUCCCAUCAGCCCCAGCCAGCAUGGCCAAUGGCCAGGGAUGAUGGGAAUUGUAGUUCAGCAACAACUGGAGAGCCAAAGGUUCCCCACACCUGUUUUAAAGCAAACCUGUGAUUGCUUCCUCCUCCACAUACAUCAAUACUGCAGAUGGUGUCAUGCAGUAUUUUUAUGCAUGUGGAGGGUUUUUUUUUUUUUUUUUACUAAGCAGACCCUGCUAAGAUUGGGACUUACUCCAAAGUGUUUGUGCCUCAGACUUUAUCCUGGGAUGCAAGUUAAAUUCUAAAGCAGAAAAAAGGUCAAGAGUUAAAGCUUAUAGCUAGGACUUUGCAGGUUGCUCCACUAGCUCACUUUCCUGAUUGCAACUCUUGUUUUAACAGCCUCAUUGCUAGGAAAGUAUUCAAAAGGCACAGCCUUUUGCCUUCACUGCAGCCCCAUCACAGGAAAAAGAUACAUAUGUUGCAUUGUGCACCUAUUAAAGGCACAGCAACCUUAGGAAAGGAGGUAUUUAUUGGGCAUCUGAGCUGGGCAGGUGGAGCCUAGAAGAAUUUAAUAGGUAUGAGAUCGAUGGGUAGUAUGAGUUGCCGUAUGUAUGUAAUAAUCUCUGUGGGUUUUUUAUGUACACUAGACUAAAGUUUGUGGGAAUAGGUCUUGGUUGAAGAGAACGGCUUUGGUGAAAAGCCAAUUCAGCAUCUAGGAAAUUCUGAUUACUUUCAUUGAAAGCAUGAAUCAGAGCAUGGUCACUUUGCAAGGGGGAGGUUUAUGGUCUGUAUCUUUCUCUUUUUGUAUCUUUCUCUUUUCAGCCCUGUGUGAUGAUAUAUAUAUAUAUUGCCAUGUAUGUAUGUAUGUAUGUAUAUAUAUAUAUAUAGUGCCGUGGCAUGGUUUUAGAGCAAUUCUAUAUUUGGAGUAAAUCUGUUAAUGUUGCAUGUCCUUCCAUUUUAGAGCUUAUAUAUGUAAAUGAAUUUGAUGCCAAGUAAAAAUAAUGUUUCACAAUCAGAGGUGAAGAAUAGAGCUCUUUCUUUUCCUUCCUUCUUCUUUUUUUCUUUUUCUCCUCUUUCUAGAUACUUUGGAGCAAUGCUGUUGUUUGGGAGCUCCCCCUCCAAUGGGGGGGGGAAUCCAAAGUGAUGUCAUGUUUUUAGUCCUAUGGUUAUAAAGAAAGAUCUAUGGCAAUUGCCCAAGUCUUGGUUUUAAUGUGAUGGAUUCAAAUUUCUGUAUCGGGGGGGGCUCAGGCAUGGGGCCCAUAUGUGGCCCUCCAGGCCUCUCAGUCGGUUCAUUGGAACUCUCUCCAGGCCCUGCUUUGCACCCUGUGUGUGUUUGCCUGGUUGGAACUCUGAUAAUGCUUCCUGCUUUCCCAGAUGGAUGACAGAGAGAGGUUAAUGUGUGUGUGCGGAAAUUAUUAAUUAAUGUUGUUGUUAUUAUUAUGAUUAAUAAUAACUAGUCUACUGUGCAAAGGUAAAAUCUACAUUUGUUGCUCUGCCCACUUUUGCCUUUGGCACCACCCACCAUUGGCAUGCGGCCCUUGGAAGAUUGCCUAGAAGGGAAUGUGGCCCUCAGGGUGAAAAGGGUUCUGCACGUCUGAUUUUGAUCAUCUACCUGUUAGGUUUGCCUUCUUUCUCUAUUGGGGAGAGUGGGGGAAAGGUUUUUUUCCCUUUCAGACACCAAGGGCGUAAUCCAGCAGGAGUCUUUCUGUUUAAGCCCCAUUGCAACUGAAUGGGGAGUUGCAGAAGGACCUGGUUUACAUUCCCCAACAACAGCCAUGCAUUUUAUGGUAAGCACUAAUGAAUCAAUUGAAUGAGCUCAAAAUGUAAACCUGACACAUUUUUAUGCUUUGUAUGCUUUAGGUAUCAAAUAGCAGUGCUGUGUGUUUGAGGUGUGCAUGUUCCAAUAUUCCACAUUACACCAACUUGAAUGAAAAGCCAUCAGUGAAAGAAGAAAAUGCUCUUGUGAAAUAUUUA